Telopea speciosissima is the source of this 1083-nucleotide messenger RNA. Its product is annotated as transcription termination factor MTERF6, chloroplastic/mitochondrial-like. The transcript has 3 exons. NCBI's taxonomy places the organism in Eukaryota, Viridiplantae, Streptophyta, Magnoliopsida, Proteales, Proteaceae. Gene Ontology annotation, cellular component: chloroplast. The record is from RefSeq and is a predicted model, not a curated record. Gene Ontology annotation, molecular function: double-stranded DNA binding. The coding region runs from base 1 to 1083 and encodes 360 amino acids. Gene Ontology annotation, biological process: chloroplast organization; regulation of DNA-templated transcription.
AUGGGGGAUAUGGAUGCUACGGAGAAACGAAAUCAUGGUCAGGAGGAGAAUUUGACGCCAGAAACAGAAACCAUUGCGAAUCCGAUCUGCUUCUGGAUUCUUGCAAGUUUUUGUGGCACAAAAGAUCCGCAGCAUCGAGACCACAGAGAGACCGGACUCUUUGUCAUUGAGCUCUUACAAACAAAUGGAUUCACCAACACCCACAUUGCUAAUCUGAUAACGAAGUACCCACCUCUGCUUUUCGCCGAUCCCGUCAAAACCCUUAAACCCAAGCUCGAGCUCUUUCAAUCUCUGGGCUUUUCAAGAGCUGACCUUGCUAAGUUCCUCUCCUCAAACAAUGACAUCCUACUCAGAAGCUUGCAAAACCAAAUAAUCCCAACCUGCAAUUUCCUCAAAACCUUCAUCCACACCAACGCAAACCUCAUCACUGCUCUCAAGCAAUUCAGCCGCAUCGUUGGUUGUAACGUUAAGAGAACUAUGGAGCCCAACAUUGCAACCUUGCGAAGUUACGGUGUACCGGAUUCCAAUAUUUCUAAGAUGAUCUUCAUCCAACCCAAUCCACUGACGCUGACUAUUUUGCGGUUUAAGGAUGUUGCUGCAAUGGUGAACAAAAUGGGUUUUAAUCCCAACAGUCUUUCAUUCAUCAUAGCCAUUUGCUGUAUGUCGGGUUUGAGCAAACAGACCUGGGAAAGGAAAAGGGAGGUCUUUAAGAGCUUUGGUUGGUCGGAUGACGAAUUUCUUUUGGCCUUCAAGGUACAGUCGAGGAUCAUGCUCACUUCGGAGAAGAAGCUCGGGAAAUUGAUGGAUUUCUUUGUGAACGUCCUGCAUUUGAAGCCAUCAGAUGUGGUGAAAUGCCCAAACCUUUUCUUACUAAGUUUGGAAAGGAGAAUCAUUCCAAGGUGUUCAGUGCUACAAAUUCUGAUGUCCAAGGGUCUUAUUAAGAAUGAUGUGAAUAUAGUUUCAGUGCUAAAUUCGAACAAAAUGAGAUUUGAGAAGAGAUAUUUCACUAGAUAUGAGGGGAAAGCCCCUGAGGUAAUCAAGGCAUACGAAGGUGAGAUGGAAUUUCUAGGAUUUGACAGUUGA